AUGUCUCAAGACCACAUCAACCCACUUCUUCAAACUGUGUCAACAACGGCUCUGCCAACCACUCCGUUGGCCAAUCUUCAUUACCUUGCCCUGCCUCCUGAGUUAUCUUAUGUAACCAGAAGGGAACUAGAUGAGUCUGCUCAAAGGUGGGCCUUGGAGAAUGGGUAUGCCAUCAAGAAGGCCAACACCACAACAUCCAAAGGGGAGGACCAAGUGAAUUAUAAAUGCAACCAAUCUAGCCAUCCGGAUGAAUCAAACCCUGACAACUUGGGAAAAUCAAAGAAGAUAGGCUGUACUUUUGAAAUGUUGGGAAAAUUCUACAAGAAGCAAGGAUGCUACCAAAUCCAGAUCAAGACUCCGCAUCACAACCACCCAGCUUCUGACAAUCCAUAG
Messenger RNA from Puccinia graminis f. sp. tritici CRL 75-36-700-3, 393 nucleotides. RefSeq lists its product as uncharacterized. Bases 1 to 393 code for a protein of 130 amino acids. The transcript has a single exon. Lineage: Eukaryota; Fungi; Basidiomycota; Pucciniomycetes; Pucciniales; Pucciniaceae. The record is from RefSeq and is a predicted model, not a curated record.